Molecule: messenger RNA, 2511 nt
Organism: Phodopus roborovskii (desert hamster)
Lineage: Eukaryota; Metazoa; Chordata; Mammalia; Rodentia; Cricetidae
Product: acylcarnitine hydrolase-like
Exons: 12
Coding region: 99-1784 (561 amino acids)
Cellular component (GO): intracellular membrane-bounded organelle
Molecular function (GO): carboxylic ester hydrolase activity
Source: RefSeq, a predicted model, not a curated record
UUUUGAUAUAAAUUCCUGCCUGAGCAAGCCUUGCAGUUUCUGCUUCCUGUUUGUGGCCAUCCUAUAUAGCAGCACAGACUCAGGCCUGAGAGCUGAUCAUGCCACUGAACCAACUUCAUAGCUGGCUGAAUGCUGUAGUCUUUGGGCUCCUGUUUCUCCUUCUCCAUGUGCAGGGUCAGGACUCAUCAGAGACCAGCCCCAUCAGGAACACACACACAGGCCAGGUCCGAGGCAGCCUCAUCCAAGUGAGUGACACCAACAUUGGUGUCCACAGAUUCCUGGGAAUUCCCUUUGCCAAGCCACCUGUAGGAUCACUGCGCUUUGCACCUCCUGAAGCCCCUGUACCAUGGAGUGGUGUGAGGGAUGGAAGCUCACAUCCAGCCAUGUGUCUGCAAAACCUUGAAAUGAUGAAUGUAGAAGGCGUGAAUGAUAUGAAACUGACAGUGCCUCCUCUCCCUAUGUCUGAGGACUGCCUUCAUCUCAACAUCUAUGCACCAGCUCAUGCCCACGAGGGCUCUAACCUGCCUGUGAUGGUGUGGAUCCAUGGUGGUGGACUGGUGGUAGGAAUGGCUUCUUUCUAUGAUGGAUCCAUGCUGGCAGCCAUUGAAGAUGUGGUGGUGGUCACUAUCCAGUAUCGUUUGGGUGUCCUGGGCUUCUUCAGCACUGGAGACCAGCAUGCCAGAGGCAACUGGGGCUACCUGGACCAAGUGGCUGCCCUACGCUGGGUCCAGCAGAAUAUCGCCCACUUUGGAGGCAACCCUGACCAGGUCACCAUUUUUGGCGAGUCAGCAGGUGGCACAAGUGUGUCUUCACUUGUUGUGUCCCCCAUGUCCAAAGGACUCUUCCACAGAGCUAUUAUGCAGAGUGGAGUAGCCCUGUUGCCUGGCCUUAUCACAGACACCCAUGAGAUGAUCUAUUCUAUGAUUGCCAACCUGUCUGGAUGUGAGGGUGUGGACUCAGAGGCCCUGGUGCACUGUCUGAGAGGCAAGAGUGAAGCGGAGAUUCUGCUCAUAAAUAAGAUCUUCAACAUCAUCCCUGCUGUGGUGGAUGGAGUGUUUCUACCCAGGCAUCCCCAAGAAUUGUUGGCGUCUGCAGAUUUUCACCCUGUCCCCAGCAUCAUAGGUUUUAACAGUGAUGAAUAUGGUUGGAUCAUCCCCUUGGUCAUGGGCUCUGCCAGUACAAUAAAGGAAAUAACCAGAGAGAACCUGCAGCCUGUUCUGAAGAAUGCAACAGCACAAAUGAUGCUGCCUCCUGAGUGUAGUGACCUGCUAAUGGAAGAGUACAUGGGGGACACAGAGGACCCACAGACCCUCCAAAUGCAGUUCACAGAAAUGAUGGGAGACUUCAUGUUUGUCAUCCCUGCACUCCAAGUAGCACAUUUUCAGCGUUCUCAUGCCCCUGUCUACUUCUAUGAGUUCCAACAUCAACCCUCCUUUGUAAAAGAUACCAGGCCACCCCAUGUGAAGGCUGACCACGGUGAUGAGAUUCUUUUUGUCUUUGGGCCCUUCUCCUUUGGCAUGAAACUUGACUUCACUGAGGAGGAGGAGCUACUGAACAGGAGGAUGAUGAAGUACUGGGCUAACUUCGCAAGACAUGGGAACCCCAACAGUGAGGGUCUACCCUACUGGCCCAUGUUGGACCAUGAUGAGCAGUACUUGCAGUUGGACAUCCAUCCUGCUGUGGGCCAAGCUCUGAAGGCCAGAAGGCUACAGUUCUGGACCAAGACUCUACCUCAGAAGAUCCAGGAGCUAAAGAGGUCCCAGAAUAUGCACCAAGAGCUGUAGUGCCCUGUGUGAAGAAUGGCAUGUGGGGUUGCCUGCUGGUGGAGUCAGUUUGAGAUUCCCAAAAUAUAUUGAGGAACCUGGAUUGAUUCUAGCAUUUACAUAACCUCUGCAUUUGUCUGUUCUUCUAAGUUUAUCACAAAUCCUCUGUAUGGGACUCUUUAUUCUGCUUGGGUCAUCUUUAGUCAGACCCACUCAAUAAAUGCUCAAAUAACAUUGUGCAUUUGUGAGCCCCAAAGUAACCAUCAUUUUUCACACUUCACUGGUACUAGGCCCCUUUCUUCCUCCCUUAAUAUCUCAUCCUCACUGUCAUCUUCCCUCAAAUCAAAACCCUCUUUAAGUAAAGCAAAAGCUUUGGAAAAUGUUUAUUUGUAUUCUUAUGAGAAUCCAUAUCGUACAUGUUCUCUGUUAUCAAGUUCAUACUUUUGGAGACCAUGAAGUCCAGGGUUAAGAUAUCAAUGGUAUUUCAUUAUUGUGAUAACGAGCUUUGUGACACAAAGAUGAUAGAUACUUGUGUUUUCACUGAUAGAUACAAUAAUUAGUAGUUCUCAUGACCCAGAUCUUCAAUAGAUCUCACUUUCACUAAUGUUACAUUGGAGUCUAAGUUUCAAUAUAGGAAUAGAUACAAAACACAACAUAUAGAGGGUUCCAUGUCAGUCACUAGAUUUGAAAACAUCCCAAAGUAUCUCUGCUUGUUGUGUUUGUAGAUUAAAUAUCAAAUACAAUUUCA